Messenger RNA from Calypte anna (Anna's hummingbird), 2149 nucleotides. It is a transcript of the gene DONSON, whose product is annotated as downstream neighbor of SON. Gene Ontology annotation, biological process: nuclear DNA replication. Bases 184 to 1899 code for a protein of 571 amino acids. The record is from RefSeq and is a predicted model, not a curated record. NCBI's taxonomy places the organism in Eukaryota, Metazoa, Chordata, Aves, Apodiformes, Trochilidae. Gene Ontology annotation, cellular component: nucleus. The transcript has 10 exons.
AAUCGCGGUGGAAGAGCACACAGAGUAGAAGAGCACACAGCACCCUCACCCUUCGGAGGACGGAGGAAAUGGCGGCGUCGCGGUACCUCAGCACCGCCCAGAGGCGGAGCUUAGGCUUUUUCGCGCCCAGCCGGGACAGAAGCUCCCGCCGGGUGUCUUCGCUCCGCUCUGCGCCGGUCCGCCAUGGCCACCUCAGCCAUACCCGGCUACUCUCCCGGCUUCAAGAAGCCGCCGGCCACGCUGCGGCUGAAGCGCAAGCGGCUGCGGAGGAGCGAUCACGCAGUCGCCUCCGCUCCUCCCGCGGCCUGCGGCGCGGCCCCGCGGGCCCCGUCCGCCCUCGCCCGCCGCAACCCCUUCUCCAGCCUGGACAACGCGCCCCGGGCAGCCGGCACCACCCGGACACGGGAGCGGCAGGACCUGCGGCCACCGCCACCCGCCCAAGGGUCCCCCUCGGCAGCUCCUUUCUGGCAGCUUUUGGAGCCUGUUAGUGAAGAUAAGCCUGUCAGGAGAGAAGAGCCCUCUGAAAGAAUCGACAUCCGCACCCUGACUGAUGAACUUCAUUUACCUGUUGCUGUACCCGAAGUUUCCUCUUCACCAAGACAUGAAUUUCCUGCAGACUGGAGUAUUAAAACACGACUUCUGUUCAUGUCCUCUCAACCUUUUACCUGGGCAGAGCACUUAAAAGCACAGGAGGAAGCUCAAGGAUUUGCUCAGCAUUGUAGAGCUAUAGAAACAAACUUGCCACAGAGCAUACAGGAACCAAAACUGUCCACGGAACUGCGUUGUGCCUUCCAACAAAGCCUGGUUUACUGGCUUCACCCUUCACUGCCAUGGCUGCAGCUGUUCCCUCGGAUUGGAGCAGACAGGAAAAUAGCUGGAAAGGCUUGUCCUUGGUCACAGGAUGAAGCUCUGCAGCAAGUGCUGAUGAGUGACUGGUCUGUAAGCAUUACUUCUCUGUACAAUCUGCUCAAAGCCAAACUGUGUCCCUACUUCUAUGUAUGCACCUACCAGUUUACUGUCCUGUUCCGUGCAGCUGGUCUUGCAGGAAGUGAUGUUAUCACAGCUGAAAUUUCUCCCACAACCAGAGGCUUAAGGGAAGCCAUGAAAAAUGAAGGCAUAGAGUUUUCUUUACCUUUGGUAGAAGAAAGUAGAACCAGAAAACAGAAUAGCCCUGAAGUGAAUUUGGAAGCAGAAGUUUCCAACAGCCUUGAAGUGGGCAACAGCAUGGAAGUUGGAGAGGAACCAGCUCCAAGUGAUGAUGAUGAUGAUGAAGAAAGUUUUUCAUGGCUUGAGGAGAUGGGAGUCCAAGACAAGGUUAAGAAACCAGAUGUGCUUUCUAUUAAACUUCGUAAGGAGAAGCAUGAGGUGCAGGUGGAUCACAGACCUGAAUCCCUUGUGUUAGUGAGAGGAACAAACACAUUCACCUUGCUGAACUUCUUGAUAAACUGCAAGAGCCUGGUGGCUGUUGCAGGUCCACAAGCAGGGCUUCCACCAACUUUGUUGUCCCCUGUUGCUUUCCGAGGUGGAACAAUGCAAAUGCUCAAAGCUCGGAGUAUAAAUGCCAAAGCCAGGGUUCACUUGGCAUAUGAGAAUAUAUUCAGUUUGGAGAUUGUGGGCCCUGUCCUGCCUCAUUCUCUGCAUUCACUGACCAUGCUGCUCAAAUCUGCACAGAGGGGAGCGUUCUCUGCUGUACUGUACACCCAUGAGCCAACUGCUGUAUUUAACACUAACCUCAAUAAUGCAAAUCCUGCCUUAAAUAAGGAAACCAUACACAAAGAUCUUCCUACGUGUGGACUGCAUCCUAAGACUUUGGAUCAACUGAGCCAGUGUCCAACAUUGGGAAAAUCUUCCAUCCGAUUUCUGGAAAUGAAGGAUUAUGCUUACACCUGGAAGUCCUAGGUGUAAUGCUAAUUCCAUUUAAUGGAAAUAAUGCUCUCUAGCAUAGUUGCUGUACUUCAUUUGGGUCUACAGGGGCAGCAUCUGUGCAGUACCAAGAGGGAUACAGUCUAGUUGAACACAACAGACAACCUGCCCAUCAUCCAUAUACACCACUUCAGAGGACUUCUAAAGGAAAUCAUAGAAGAGGCCUUGGACAUCUCCCUUUUGUAUUUUAGAAGGCUUUUUUUUAAAUAAAACUUGAUUAAACAUC